AUGGAUUUGGCCAAUCAUGGACUUAUACUUCUGCAACAGCUAAAUGCCCAGAGAGAAUUUGGUUUUCUCUGCGACUGCACAGUAGCCAUUGGGGAUGUUUACUUUAAGGCACACAAGUCGGUCCUUGCAUCAUUUUCCAACUAUUUCAAGAUGCUCUUUGUUCACCAGACAAGUGAAUGCGUACGUUUAAAAUCAACGGACAUCCAACCGGAUAUCUUCAGCUAUCUUUUACACUUGAUGUAUACUGGAAAAAUGGCCCCUCAGCUUAUUGAUCCUGUGCGCCUUGAGCAAGGCAUAAAGUUUUUGCAUGCCUUUCCUUUAAUACAAGAGGCCAGCCUUGCAAGUCAUGGUGGAUUUUCUCAUGCAGAUCAGGUUUUCCCUCUUGCAUCUUCUCUCUAUGGUAUCCAGAUUGCAGAUCAUCAGAUCAGACAACCAACAAAAGUUACAACUGCAGCUGAGAAGACUACACGAGAAAAUCGACCACAGUCUUCGAGGGUGAACCAGGAAACAACAUCAGACAAUGUACAGUUAAAUCAACUCCCGUCUUCAUUGCCAGCAGCAAACCGGACAAAUUUAACUUUCUCUGAGCCAGUGCAUGCUCCAUUGUCUCCAGAGCCCACCUCAUCUGUUCCUGCUCCUUCUGCACUGGAAGAAAAUAGCAUGGAGGAAUCGCCAAGCGAGGAGCAAAAUACAUCCCUCACAAUUGCUCAUGUCAAGCCAAGCAUCAUGAAGAGGAAUGGAAGCUUUCCCAAAUAUUAUGCCUGUCACUUGUGUGGUCGGUUUUAACUUGAGGAGCAGUUUGCGUGAACAUCUUCAGCUUCACACAGGAAUGCCAUUUAGCGCCACUGCUGGGCAGACUGAGGCCAGUGUCUCUCCUUCUUUCUGUAAUAAUGGGUCAGAGAUAGGAAAGGAAUCCAUGGAGACAACAGAGACUGGCAUGAUAAGUGACAGUGAUAUGGCUCCGAUCUCAGACUCGCCGAUAAUAGAUGGUCAGCAGCAGGCUGAGACGCCGCCACCGUCCGAUAUUGCAGAUAUAGAUAACUUAGAGCAAGCCGACCAAGAAAGAGAAGUGAAACGUAGAAAGUAUGAGUGCACUAUCUGUGGGCGUAAGUUUAUUCAGAAAAGCCAUUGGAGAGAGCACAUGUACAUCCACACGGGCAAGCCAUUCAAGUGUAGCACCUGUGACAAGAGUUUCUGCAGGGCCAACCAAGCUGCUAGACACGUAUGCCUAAAGAGUUCUGACACCUACACGGUGGUCGACAAGCAGACUCUGGAGCUGUGUUCGUUUGAUGAAAGCAGUCAGUUAGACAACAUGCUCGUUCAAACAAAUAAACGUUACAAGUGCAACUUGUGCGACAAAACGUUCUCCACGCCUAAUGAGGUGGUAAAACAUACGUGCCAAGGCCAAAACUCAGAUGUCUUUGCUCUUGAAGACGAAGGAAAGUCAAUCUUGUUAAGUAGUGGGGACUCAGAACCAGCAGACACUGAGAACUCUAUGCUAGCAACUAUUAAAAAAGAGCAAGAGCCUGUGCUUGAUUAG
This is a messenger RNA of Staurois parvus, 1540 nucleotides long. The record is from the annotation of a GenBank genome assembly. NCBI's taxonomy places the organism in Eukaryota, Metazoa, Chordata, Amphibia, Anura, Ranidae.